Messenger RNA from Rhinichthys klamathensis goyatoka, 1167 nucleotides. RefSeq names its product fibroblast growth factor 9 (gene fgf9). Gene Ontology annotation, cellular component: cytoplasm. The coding region runs from base 392 to 1012 and encodes 206 amino acids. Gene Ontology annotation, biological process: positive regulation of protein phosphorylation; animal organ morphogenesis; positive regulation of gene expression. Gene Ontology annotation, molecular function: fibroblast growth factor receptor binding; growth factor activity. NCBI's taxonomy places the organism in Eukaryota, Metazoa, Chordata, Actinopteri, Cypriniformes, Leuciscidae. The transcript has 4 exons. The record is from RefSeq and is a predicted model, not a curated record.
CAACACUUCAUGCCUGUGACAUCCUACAACAUCACAAUGCAUGAAUGAGGAGAUAUCACUCUAGUGAUAACGCAGAAGAUAUUCUUAUGUAGUCAUGUACACAGACGCAAAAGUGUAUCUGCGUGGGUUUGUUCAUUUAGUGAAGGUAUCAGAGCAGAAGAUAUAUGUUUAAAGGAUGGAGAUAGGACGACUGGAGGCACACUGACCCUGUGUAGUGAAGUAUGUUUACACUGAGUGGAGAACACAAUGUUCAUCUAGCUUCACAUCGGAAGAGGCUCUAUAUAUCAGCCACAAGACUGGUGAUUUCAGGAAGGAAACUGGGCCUCAGAGACGCUAUCACAGGUGCCACCACAAGCUGACAGCAUGUCAAAGCGCUUCACCUAGAGGCCAUAUGGGUAUUUGUGGACCUGAUGCCCUCGUCAUGGAUUUCCACUGCAUGCUUUUAUGCUUUAUAGCAGUUGCAUUGUCAUUUUGUGUAAGCUGCAACUGCACAGAUGAAGAAACCCAUUUGUCAGGUGACCAGGCAGGCCGCUUGAGACACAUGUGGCUGCUCUCAAUGAGGGAUGCAAAGAGGAGAGAGAAAGCAGCCGUGGACGAGUCUAAUCCAGCUCGAGGUCUCGUCACACAUCAGCUCCUGUAUUGCCGUGUUGGGAUUGGUUUUCACCUACAGAUCCUGGCGAACGGCAGUGUGUGGGGCGUUCAUGAGCCUUCUGAGUACAGCUUGCUGAGAGUGUUUGCUAUGAGGCCGGGCAUAGUGGGUAUCCGUGGUGUGAAGAGUGAACUGUAUUUGUGCAUGAAUCAGGAAGGAAUUGCUCAUGGAAUGAAGAAGUUCUCAAAUGAAUGCCUGUUUAAAGAGCGCAUGGAAGAAAAUCACUACAACACGUACUCCUCUCUGAGGCACGCAGGGUUUUUCCUCGCUCUGUCCCAGCAAGGGAAGCUGAGGAAAGGCAACAGGGUAGGCCGCCACCAGGCCUGCACACACUUUCUUCCUCGCAAACCCUUGUCUCGCUAAACUCUCAUCUGACACAUCAUAUCUAACUUGCCAGCUAGGCCUACUACAUGCAGCAUCAACACUUAAACCUAUGAUGAAGCAGUCACUGGGUGCUGUAAGCUCAUUUUGACAAACAUAAAUUGUCCCUUCUACUGGACAGACGAAGAAAGUGUUUG